AGUCGAGCGGAGUUAAGCCCUGUCUUAGUUGGUCUUAGUGCGUGGUUAAUUGAAGUCUUUCGGGCGCGCGAGUGUUUACGGACAUAUUUAAAAACCGAACAAAUUUUUAUAUGUGCUUUUUUGGCAAUUGGUAAUGGCAUAAAUUACUCCGGAGUUUGCGUCGCUGUGUGUUUGCUCACUCUACGAUGGGAAACAUAACCUCCAAAUGACAGUUUCCUUAAUGUACUGGACUAUAUAAACAAUUUAUUUCCCAUGGAACAGUCACUGUCAAAUAUCAAUGAAGUGGAUCAUCUGUGCUAUCUGGGCGUUUAUCUACCUACCAAAGUUUGAAUUGCAAGCCUAAUAUAUGAUCAACUGGAACCUGUGGUACCAUGGCGAUCGAAUUAAAGUGAUACUAAUUGUAAGUGAAGACCGUGAAGCUGUUGGCACUUCACUUUCGAUCAUUUGCAUAUGCUAGUGGAAGGAGUAGAUAAUCUAAAAAUAUUAACACAAGAAAACAACAUGGAAAAAUUAUUGUACCAUUGCAAGGAGUGAUGCAAAUGAUUUUAACAGUUAUAUGGACAUGUCACAAGUGAAGCAAUUAUCUGAUCAAGGUUCAUCAGAUUCAGCAUAUGUUGGCCUAGCGGAUUUCAAACAGGCCUUUUCGAGUCAAAAUCCAAAAUAUUUCAACCAGUUAACGGAGGGAUGUUUAGUGUUAUCAGAAUUGCAUCCUAAAGUAAAAUCUUUGAAAAUCUUUCUUAAAAAGAAAAUAUAUACGCAUUACUACCAGUUUACGGAGCAGAGUUUAUACCAAAAACGGAAAAAAUUGUUGAUUUGUUGUCACAUCGUAACAAAAUGGUUACGUUCAGAAAACACAAGUGAUCAGUAAGCGGUCAAUGAUUAUUGGUCCUACUGUUAGAUCUCUAAAUUUAGACCAAUUAUAUUAGUGAAUUACUUAACUGUUGUGCAACGGUUGUGUUUUCUGAACGUAGCCUAUGUUUGCUUAAUUUAAAAGUUUGUACUUACAAAAUUCGUAUCCAUAGCUUAGUAGACAACAGGAACGAACAGUGUCAACUUUUGAAAAUUAGAUUUUGAUUAAUUAAAAGAAAUUGCGCUACGAGAAUUUAAAUUACAUACCCGUGAAGACUCAAUAAGUAAAACAAUAUUAAAAAAUUGUUUUUCGUUCUCGAUAUAAAGUUUAAUUCACAAAUUGAUAUUAAUAUGUGUACUUUAAUUCUGGAAAAAGAUUUCCAGGUCUCUAUAAAAGAACACAUAUAAAAUUUUAUUAAUGAUGUGCAC
This is a messenger RNA of Monomorium pharaonis (pharaoh ant), 1278 nucleotides long. RefSeq lists its product as uncharacterized. The transcript has 6 exons. Lineage: Eukaryota; Metazoa; Arthropoda; Insecta; Hymenoptera; Formicidae. The record is from RefSeq and is a predicted model, not a curated record. Bases 557 to 868 code for a protein of 103 amino acids.